AUGGGUGACUUCAAUUCAUAUCUUCAUGCAUCUGAAAAAUUGGGAGGAGGCUCUCCAAAUUGGAGGAGCAUGCUAGAUUUCCAAGAAUGUCUCACAACGUGCCAAUUAUCUGAUUUGGGCCAUAAGGGUCCAGUUUUUACUUGGAAGAGAGGUAAUCUGUAUGAGCGCGUGGACCGAGCUUGUGCUAAUGAGAGCUGGAGUUUGAGUUUCCCCCACAGGGUGGUGUCUCAUCUUCCCUUCUAUAGCUCUAAUCAUCGACCUUUGUUACUUUGGGAGGGGCAACCGAAUUAUAACUCCCAUGGGAAUAGACCUUUCAGAUUUUUGGCAGCUUGGCUUACCCAUGAUAAUUUUUCUGAGUUAGUUCGUUCUACUUGGGAGGAGGAGAAUGAUUGGACGUCAGCCAGCAAUCUCUUCCGCAACAAGGCAGGACGCUGGCACAGGGAUUGUUUUCGGGAAGAUGCUAAUCAGAAAGCUAAUCUUCAUGCUCGUCUCAAUGGAAUUGAUCGCAGUUUAAGUCAGCAUCCUAGUCAUGCGCUAGAGCGUUUACAAAGGGAGCUUUGGAGUAAACUUAAUUUUAUCUACCUCAGAGAAGAGCUCACUUGGUUUCAGUGGUCUCGAGCUAAUUGGCUUGUGUACGGGGAUCGAAAUUCUAGAGUCUUCCAUUCCACAACAGUGGCAAGGAGACGGAGGAAUAGAAUUGAUGCUCUAAAAAAUGAUGCUGGUGAUUGGAUAGGUGACCCUUCUAUUCUAAUGACUAAAGCGGUGGAUUUCUUUAGUAACUUAUAUAAGGAGGAUAUGGCUUUACGUCCUACAUGUCCGAUCAGGAAUGCUUUUCCCAAUUUGGGACAUGCUGAUCUGAGGGAUAUUAGUCGUCAGCCUUCUAACCAGGAUAUUCGUGAUGUGGUGUUCUCUAUGGGUCCUUAUAAGGCUCCAGGGGUUGAUGGUCUUCACGGCAUCUUUUUUCAGUCUCAAUGGGAAGUUGUAAGGGAUUCAGUGUGCUCUUUUGUCAAAGAUGUAUUCAAUAAUCCGCAUAGAGUUCAAGAUGUCAACCAGACCCUUCUUUGUUUAAUUUCGAAAGUGGAUGCUCCUCAGACUUUUAAAGACUUUAGACCUAUAAGUCUCUGUAAUGUUAUCUAUAAGGUUGUGACAAAACUUAUAGCUAACCAGCUGAAGUUACAUAUGAAUAGCCUUGUGAUGCCCAAUCAAUGUAGGUUUAUCAAAGGGAGACAAGGUACUGAUAAUGUGAUCAUUGCUCAAGAAAUUGUUCAUUCGAUGAGAUCAAAACGUGGCACAAAAGGUUGCAUGGCAAUUAAGGUGGAUCUUGAAAAGGCAUAUGACCGUUUGAAUUGGGAUUUUCUAAGGGACACUCUUCAUGAUUUAGGUCUUCCAAAUCAUAUCACGACUCUCAUCAUGUGUUGUUCAGGCCAACGUGUGAAUUAUGAUAAGACUCGUGUCUACUUCUCCCGCAAUGUUAAUCACACUAGAGCUGCUAGUUUGAGCCAAAGUAUGGGAUUCUCUUCUACUCAUGAUUUGGGCCGCUAUCUGGGUAUUCUUUUUCAUCAUAAGCGGGUUGGUAGAGGAACUUUUGGUCUUUCUUUGGCUGGCCGUGUAACGUUGUCAAAAGCUGUUGUAUCAGCUACCCCAACUUAUGCAAAGCAGGUUAGUCACAUUCCUCGGUCUACAUGCACAGAGAUUGAGAAGCAUAUUCGUAAAUUUGUGUGGAGCUCUAAUAAUGUGCAAUGGCGUCCAGCUCUUGUUGCUUGGGAUCAGGUAUGUUUGACCAAGCAACUAGGAGGUCUUGGCUUAAGGAGGAUGAAAGAUAUGAAUACUGCUUUUCUCAUGAAAAUAGGCCAUAACAUCAUGACAAAGCCUGAAGCCUUAUGGGUGCGAGUUCUCAGGUGCAAGUACAACGUGGGAGGCAAUUUAAUGCCACAUAUCCGAGCUUCUAGAAACAACUCCAACCUUUGGAAGGGUCUGGUUAGUUACUGGGAUAUGGUUUUAUCCAAUAGUCGGAUUCUCCUUGGAGAUGGAAUUAACACGGCCUUCUGGACUGAUUGGUGGCUUCCUAGGCAUGGUCCACUGUUAUCUUAUGUAUCAAACACCUCUUCUAUAGAUAGCAUGGCUCAAUCAGUUUCUCAUUUUGUUGCGAGAGAUGGAACUUGGGAUUGGGAUUGUAUUCAACAUCUCAUUCCGGUCCAGGUUUUGUCUUGUAUAGCUAACAUGAUCUCACCUAUGCCUUUGGACAACCAUGAUCGUGUUAUAUGGUCUGAGUCUCCUGAUGGGAUUUUCUCUGUUAAAUCAGCUUAUAGGAUAGUUUCCAGCGAUGCCAACGCCCAGGGGGAUACCAGUUGGAUUCAUGUAUGGAGAUGGGAGGGUCCAGAAAGGGUUCACUAUUUUCUUUGGAUUCUUCUAGGCGAUAAGCUGAUGACCAACUUCAGACGCGUGGAGCGCCAUAUGGCUUCGUCAGUAGCUUGUCCCCGAUGUACCCAUGUGACAGAAACGAGUUUACAUGCUGUCCGAAACUGCAAGGACUCUCUUGAGGUUUGGCGUUUUGCUGGUCAGACCUGA
Molecule: messenger RNA, 2568 nt
Organism: Gastrolobium bilobum
Lineage: Eukaryota; Viridiplantae; Streptophyta; Magnoliopsida; Fabales; Fabaceae
Exons: 3
Coding region: 1-2568 (855 amino acids)
Source: RefSeq, a predicted model, not a curated record